Molecule: messenger RNA, 10911 nt
Organism: Cladocopium goreaui
Lineage: Eukaryota; Dinophyceae; Suessiales; Symbiodiniaceae
Source: the annotation of a GenBank genome assembly
AUGGCUGCCAAGGGAAACUAUGACAACCGGCAUUUGGAUGAGAAUCAUCCGUAUGACGGUUCGGGCAUGGCCACCCGAACCUGCACCGAUUUGCCUUGUAUGGUAAUCUUCAUCGGAUACAUGAUUGGUAUGGGUUUCAUUUCUGCAUAUGGCUUUGAGAAUGGCAAUCCACGUAGACUCACACAUGCCUUCAACUACAAGGGAGAGUUGUGUGGUGUGGAUUCUCAGGUCUUUGACAAACCUUUGCUGUUUUGGUGUCGCGCCAACGGAACCAGGGCCAACGGAGACCCUGAAGCGCUGGACCUGGACGGUGCAGUUUGCGUUGACAGCUGUCCCGAUCAAUUCAGCUUGCUGAUGGACUGUCCUGGGGAACAGACCUAUCAGGUGCGAAAUGAUGAAAGAUCAACGGUCACCACCAUCACACAGAACAAAGUGAAAUUGCAGUCAUACCCGACCAAGGAGUUCGCAGGAAUGUUUUGCGUUCCUCACAACAAGCCAGAGUCGAAGUACUUGGGCAACGAUCCUUUGGUCGAGAAGCUUCUAAGUUCAGAUGGGCCGUUGGGAAAUGGCUACUUCCGCGUGGCCUCGGGCUUUGGCAGCCUACGUCGCUCCUGGAAACUGGUCCUGACUGGCGCUGGUGUCUCUGUCUUCUUGAGCUAUGUCUAUUUGGCCAUGUUGAAGAUGGCCCCAUAUUCCACCGCUUUCAUGAGUUUGUGUCUCACCAUCUUGGCGACCUUUGCAUUGUCCGUGUACUUUCUCUUGGGAGAGGUGCUGAGUGGUGAGUGGAUGGAAAGUUAUAUGAACAGCAACACCUUCUAUAAGCUGUUUACCAUCGAGUACGCAGCGAUGCUUUCGAAGGUUGUUGGGCUGUUGCUGCUCGCGCUCUUUUGCUUCAUGGCAGUUGCCUUGUCCUACAUGAAACGCUCCAUCACCAAGGCUUUAGGCUCUGUGAACGCCACCGUGGAGUGUAUCUUCAGCAUGUUCUGGGACCCGGCCGAGUAUGAUGUUGACUCCGAUCAUCGAGGUGCUACCGGCUACUCAAGCCUGACCAACAAGGUCUUGAACAUCCUCUACAUUGGCCUCUCUGAAGUUGACUUCGUCCUUCAGUUGCCCUUUGUCCUGGACCACUUCCUCAGCAUCUUCAUGCGCUUCAGCCUUUUGAUCUUUGCGGUGGUCAUCUUCUGCUUGCAGGAUUACUCCGUCCAAGAGAAGGAGGCAGAGACGCCUGAGGGCGUUAGCGCGGCACAAUUGGUAUCUGCAUCGACGUGGCUUCAGCCCUCUGACCAACGAGCAUCCUUGGCGUUGUCACUGGUGCAAGAGGCUGAACAAAGCACUGGCACCACAAUGAGGAGAACAAGGAAAAAGACUCCAAAGAAGAAGCAAGCCGAUACGGCCAAGGAGAACUAUGGCGUCCCAGCCAUGGACCCUCCAUGGCAAUCGACAGCCUCUACAGCGCCAACACCGACGCCAGCAGCUGCAGCCACAGAGACAGUGGAAAGCGUCGUGCUGAAGGAGCUAGUACAAGCUCUGGAGUCCUCCGACAACCCGCUGUCCGAGGAAGUCCAGGCGGUUGUGGAAAAGGCCAAGAAGCCCAUCGAGCCCCCGCCAACGGCGAAAGCUGUCAGGCAAUCUUGGGACAAGCUGGAGAAGAAAAGGAAGCAGCUUCAUCAAGCCCAAGUUGCACGGAGCAAUCUCCAUCGGUCAUGGGCCAAGUACAUCGAAGACUCUGUCAAGCGCUGGAAGUCAUUUGCCAGCGAUUUUGCAACAAAAGAUCAGGCGCUCGAGAAGAAGGUCGUCGAGGCCAAAGAAGCUAUGCAGGAUGCCAGGGAGAAGUACGACAAGGCCCGCGAUGCCAUCGAUCGGCAAGAUGCGGUGACGCUCGAGGCAGUCGAGGACAUCUCCGAUGGCAUGGACGAGGAGCCCACAGAUCGCAUCGCAACUGCAGAAGAGAUUCAGGAAGGCAUUGCGACGAUGGUCUCCUCCCUGGAAGCAAUUCGAGUUCGGCCUUCAGAAGAGCAGCCAGAGACAGAGCAGGCCAACAAGAAGGCCAAGCUUGGACACCAAGCAGAAGCUGCCAAGUCUUCUGCAUUUGGAGAACCGGCAUUCACGACCGAGUGGCAAGCAAGCAUACGGGCUCUUGACCUUGAGUACGAAGUUGCACAAGCUGAGCCUUGCAGGACUACCACAUCAGUCACAUGCCUCAAAACCAGAUCUUUUGCAGAGAGAACUCACCGAGUAAGUUUCAACCACCUUGUUGAGCUCUAUGUGGGAGCAGAGCUCGACCAUGACAUGCAGCGUUGGAACCACCUCAUUCAGAUGCCUGUCAAUGAUGCCAAGAUUCUACGCCCACUUGAGCGCCCCAUGAUGGACGAGACCUCAUUGAUGGCCACAGGUGAGUUCCAAAGAGAUCGCACACCACGACGUUUUCCGACACAACAUCAUCGUCUACAAGAUGAUCAUAGAAUUGCUCAGGAUCCGAAUGAUCCUCAUGAGCCAUCUGAGCCCUCUGAUGAUGAAGAAUCAAACAAUGAUCGAGCAGAAACAGAUGGAGAAGACAAUGCACCAGAUUGGUUUGCAUCCGUCCUGUUCGCCCUCAACUUCCAGCCGCAGCCUAUGAGAGUCAAUUGGAAUGACUACGAAUCCAUGCAUUGGGAUGCUGCAGUUGCGUUGGGCGUGUCCAGGCACCAUCUGUAUACAUUACAUCACCUACCAUUUCCUCCCCUUGAUCUUGCAGAUGCCGGAGUUGAAGCCCUCAUUGGACAUCGAUACAAUGAUAUAGGGCACGGAUCCAACCUUCAGCUGGUCCUCAUGGAUGUGGAGUUCCACAGUGCAGUUCCUGAUGUCCAGCCGGAAGUGGUCCGAAGAGUUGUGAGGCUUCCCAGACAGAUCGGCAGAAUGGCGAUGCUGCAAAGACUUGGACUCCGUGAAUAUUGCAGAACGACACAGCAUCCAUGCAUGAUUUGGCACAACCGAGAUCUCCUGUCGCCUACGAGUGCGCGCCCACUUGCACUGGCACAUGGACACUACAUCAGGGUUGCAGUGCCGCCUGGAGGCGAUGAAGUACUACACAUUGCCACACGCUGUGUUGCCAGCGCUUGUCACCAGGGCAUCUCUGCAGCUGAGCUCUGUGAUCGUCAUGCCCUCUACGUGUUGGGAUGGUACGACACGAUCAUUGGACCUCCACUUGUGCCUCUGCCCCCUGAUGAAGAUGUGACCAACCUGAUGCAGCUCAGUACGGUUGUGCCACCUGAAGAACGCUGCCCAUGGUUUCUCCUGCGGAAGCGCCAAUGUUUCAUUGAUGCCUGGGAGCAGCCCUGCCCUUUUCCGCUGAAAUGGUCAAAGCUUCCAGCCAUUGAGUUUGAAUCAGGUGAGGAGCCACGAGAUCAUCUUGAAGAUGAACCUCCGCACAGGAGAAGCACUUCACCGGCCUUUGAAAGACCUAUUGGGCAGCCUGCCAAUCCUCUACAAGGACAACCGGCAGUUAUUCAAGAGCUCUUCAUGCUAUGGUUGCAUGUGGCAACGACGCAGCAAGGAGGAGAGGACACGGUCAUUCCUGUUGAGACCUGGUAUCUGUCCGAACCUGGACAUGUGAUCUGCAGUGUCUCCCGUACGGUGAAUCUGGGCAGGGACUUCCAAUCGUGGCUUGGGCAACUCAUUGAGGAGUGGGAGGACGUUCUUGAUCGAACCACCACCAUACAGCUGCACGCUGUGCGCCCAAUGCCAAGAGCCACCAUCGCAAGACCCACUACCAGACCGCACAUCAUCCUGAAGCAGCGCACACCAGCUGACAUGGUCGAGAACCUGUAUACGGUUUUGGACUCUUCUGGUGUCACCCUGCGUGCCAGCCAAUUUGCAACAUUUGGCCCUCGGCCUCAAACCUGGUACAUUGCCAUCCGCCAGACAGACAUGCAUCGACAUUGUGACAGACCUGACUCUGCCAUUCAAUGCAUGGUGUGGCAUGGUGAUUUCCAAUUGCGAGCGCCCAUGGAGAUGGACAACAGGGAUGGAUUUGAAUUCACUGUGAUUGUGAACCCGAUCCCAACCACUCGGCACCCGCCAGAUCAAGAUCUAUGGCAAGAAGAAGAUGAUGAUGCACUUCUGCAGCUGUCUUCAGACAGGAUCACAUUGCAUCUUGAGAGCCUCAUUCCUGAGACAGUUGCAGUCAGACUGAUUGCCCCCAUUGGCACACAUCAAUUGCCGACGCCAUUAGAAGUUGCUGCACCUGGCGAGCCACAUCAAAUCGCUGCAGAACUACUGCAUUGGGGUCAUCACUGCCAGGUGCAUGAUUGCUGUCCUCAAGAUUGCUUCCUUUGCCUUCCUGCCAAUGAUUCCCCAUCAGAUGAGCACUGGCACUACGUGUUCUGUCAUGAUGAUGCACAGGAUUGCAAUGGUGUCUUUUGCCACAGUGCUGGCACUGACCUUGACGAGAUUCAGCUCAUGGCCUUCCUUUGCGACAUGGGAUAUCCAAGAGCAGUCAUACUUGCACAAACAGUCAUUGCGCAGCGUUGGAAGAAGGUGCUGUUUCAUCACCGUGAACCAGAACUUCACAAGAAAGCCCAGCCUCAGCGCACAAUGACUCCUUGGCCAGCGCGGGGUGAAGCACAGAAGACCUCAAGGUGUCUCUUCAUGCCUGCACACAGAGGUGAAGUUCCCGUGUGCGCACUGAAGACACCUUUUGACCAACAUGACCUGGAUGAGCUCUUUGCCUCUAGCAUUGAUGUACUUUGCACCGAUCUUUCUGGCAUUGAACUGCCGCCUGAAAUCAACGCGCAACUUCAGGCUGUGCCUGUGUGUCCUUUGACCAAGACAAGUGACCUUGAUCAAUAUGACCGCAUCCUGAUCUACACUGAUGGGUCGUCAAAUCCAACUAUGCGUCGCUGCAUGCCACAAAGAGCUGACGAACUUGGCUUCCCAGACACAUGGGCCAUGAUUGUCAUCGGCGAAACCUUCAUCACCUCGGAGCACUCCCAAUGCCAUAUCCUUGGAUGGACUGCACACCCAGUGAGAUAUGCAAAAGAAGGAAGUGCAUACAUGCAGAUCGAUGCCAUAGGGUCUGAUCUUGCAGAGCGUGCUGCGUUGAUUGGGGCCGGAUCAUGGCGGCUCGGCCUGAACCACGCUGUCCCCACGGUCAUUUGUACCGAUUCAAGCAAUGCGGGACUGCAAGCGUUUGGGAGAAUUGGAGCAUCCCAGGCCGAUGAGUCAUUUGACCUGCUUAGAGGCAUUUUCCAAGCCCUUGAGGCGGCACUGGGCCCUUCCCAGCUUGUCCUCCAGCAUAUCAGAUCCCACGCUGGGGACUGCUUCAACGAGUUUGUUGACGCAGCAGCCAAGCUCGAAGCUAGAAGGUCAUUGAACAUGAGAAGACAGAGAAUUGACAUGCAGCAAUGGCUUGAACGUUUCAAAUGUCUCUGGAUCAUCUUUCAGCACAGCAACGGUUUACCCACAUGGCACGAUGGCGUCAUGAACGCAGCAGCUCCGGAGCUACCAGUACCUGGCCUCCGACUUGACCAGCGCACUGGACUGUCGCAUCGUGGCAAAUGGGUGGACUUCACACUCAGCCUUGGCACCGCAAAUGUCAAUGCUCUAUCCAGAGGACCUGAUGGCUACGCAGGCAAGUUGCACUACUUGCAAGAUCAAAUGCGUGCCCUCAAGCUCAACUGCGUCGCUGUCCAAGAGGCCAGAUCUGAACAAGGAUGCUCACGACGAGCCAAUAUCCUGAGACUUUGCACUGGACAUCAAGGAGGGCAAUAUGGCAUGGAACUAUGGAUUGACCUUGAAGCUCCAUAUGCCUCGGAUCACAAGGGAAGAGAACAAUGUUUCCGUGAUUCGCAUUUCCUCGUUGUUCAUCAAGACCCUCGCAGAUUGCUGGUGCGAUGUGAUGCAGGCCAUUGGUCCUUUUGGCUCUUUACCUUCCAUGCACCGCAUUCUGGCUAUCGUGGCCUGGAACGUGAAGCCUGGUGGGCUGAAACGAUGGAGAUUCUGCAGCGAUGCUAUGACGAUGAUCCUCUAUUCGUACUGGCAGAUGCGAACGCAGAACCAGGAGAUUAUGAUGGAGAGACAGUGCAAAUCCGUGGAUUCCCAACCACUGCGAACACACCUGCAUUUCGUACGUUGUUGCAAUCCUAUGGCCUGUACUUGCCAGCUGCAAGUGAAGCCCACCGAGGCCCAAAUGGCACUUGGUCUCAUUGCAAUGGACUUAGUCAGCAUUGCAUAGACCACAUUGCGAUUCCACUGGCAUGGCAGCAGCGUUGCACACACUCUGAAGUCCUGGAUGCAUUUGACAUGGCCACAGCCCAUGAUGAUCACAAAAUGGCAGCUGUCCAAUUACAAUGGAGAGGCCGCCUUUGUGAUGACUCUGUGGCCUGCAAGCAGAAGCACAUCAAGAUGGCAGUGAAAUAUUGCCACCACUUCGACAUGCAUCAACGAAUCCUACAAAUUGCCCCUCAAGAUUGGCAUCGUGAUGUCGAACACCAAACGGAGCACAUCACGCAAGAGCUUCAUGAUCUGCUAGCAGCCAACCAAGCAAGAGAAUGCUCCUCUGGCAAGAAGCCAUAUGUCAAUCAGGAAAUCUGGGAGCUUCGCAGUCAGAAAAUUGUGCUCAGGAAGAAGAUCAAGGCAGUCAACUACAGACUCCGACGAGAGCUGUUACAUGACUGCUUCCUGCUCUGGCAGAAACAGGACCAGAGAGAAAGGAACCCAGAGCUAGGUCAACAGACCUUCAACUACGGUGUCACUCUCAGAUGCAAGUCACUGCACUUUGUGGCGCGACUUCGUGCGGUUGGAUGGCGUCUUCGGCAUGAACUGACCCGUAGCAAAAGCAAUGCCCUUCAACGACACCUUGAUCAACUACCUGAAGACACCUCUGCAGCAGAUUUCCUGAGGGAGCUCAAACCUUUCACUGGACCGACGAAUCCCAAGAAGGCCAAGCGUACCACUCUGCCCAUCGUCAAGAAUGACCAAGGAGAACACUGCCAGCUCCCGUGUGAGGCCACAGAGACCUGGAUCAACUUCUUCCAGAAUAUGGAGGCCGGCAAACGCAUGCCCUAUGAGGAGCUGCGGUCAAUCUGGAUCCAUGAGCUUGCACAUUUUCAGCAGGAUGACUUUGAGGUAGACCUGUCUGCUCUACCCAGUCUUGUCGACCUCGAACGUGCACUACGACGAGUGCCACGUGGCAAAGCUCAUGGACCUGACGGCCUCCCAGGUGAAUUAUGCCAUCAUCAACCGGCAGCAGUUGCGCGACUGCUGUAUCCGGGGCUUUUGAAGACCAUGCUACACGGGCAUGAGCCCCUGGUCUUCAAAGGUGGCAAACCCAUUGCAGUCUACAAAGGCAAGGGAGCGGUCGACGAUUGCAAAUCGUUCCGAUCGUUGCUCAUCUCCAACCACCUGGGCAAAGCAGUGCAUCGCGCUAUUCGCCAACGCACCGCAUCGGUCUAUGAGGCCUUUCUACAUCAACAGCAGACUGGAGGCAGACGCGGCAUUCCUGUGCAACUUGCACUACAUCAAGCGCGUGCUUUCUGCCGUCAAGCGAAAGAUGCUGGUGCCUCCACAGGCGUUUUGUUUGUGGACCUGACUGAGGCAUUCUAUCGCAUCCUUCGAGAAGCUCCUCUAGGUGGUGAAGUCAAUGAUGAGGUCUUGGCUCACAUCAUGGCAAAACUUCGCAUGCCAGAGGACUCUUUGCAUCGCAUCUACGAACUGCUCCAGGAACCACCUGCGAUUGCACAAGCCGGCUUGGCGCCGACCUUUCAAAGGAGCUUCAUUGCAAUCCAUCGCUCCACUCAUUUUUGGAUGCGUAACCAAGGUGACGUCUCCCGGACGUCCCUUGGGACGCGCCCUGGCGAUAGUUUCGCUGACAUUGUGUUCGGGUAUGCAUGGACCACUGUAUUGGCCAAGCUUGAGAGGCAUCUUCUGGCACAUGGCUGGUUACCACCUCUCCCUGCACAUCAUCAGCUUCCGCUAUUCGGGCACAGCUUCGAGAAGGAUCAGAUUGCACAUUUUUUGGGACCGACGUGGAUGGACGACCUCGCCAUCUGCGUGGAAACGAAGCAAGGCGAGCGACUGCCCAACAUCAUGGCCAAUGUGGGUAGCUUUCUGAUUGACCUCUGCGCCUUCCACUGCCUCUCGCCAAAUCUGUCUCCUGGGAAGACGGAGUUGCUUUUGAGCUUUAGAGGUGCUGGCUCCCGCAAAUUGAAGACGCAGUUCUAUGGCCCGAAAAGCGAUGGAGUUCUCCCAAUUGUUUGCGAACACUUCACACAAGCACUACGCAUUGUCUCCAAGUACAAGCACUUGGGUGGAGUUUGCCAUCACUCUGGAGACCAACGGCAGGAACUGAAGCAGAGAGCAGCGAUGGCGCAUCAAGCAUUCACCAAGCACAGGAAGCUCCUGUUCCACAAUCGCUCGGUUCCCUUUGCAAAGCGCAUCGAGCUCUUUGAGAUGCUUAUCCUGUCCAGAUUUCUUUAUGGAGCUGAUUCCUGGGUGGCUAUGGACAAUGCGACGCAGCAGACCUUCCACGUGACGGUCAUGAAGUUGUACAAGCGACUUGCACAAAUCAAGGUGGAUGACCAUUUCACGGACGCUGAGAUCCUGUCCAAAGUGCACCUCCCGAGCCCGUCUGAGCUCUUGAGACGAGCCAGGUUGAGGUACUUUGUCACACUGGUCAAAGCAGAGCACGAAGAUAUCUGGACGCUUCUAGCUCGUGACAGUGCAUGGCGCCAACUCCUUGAAGAUGACAUGAUUUGGAUGUGGCAUCAGCUUCACCAUACAUCCGACUUGAAAGACCCGAGGGAGCACUACCCGCAGUGGCUCAUGAUCGUCCAGACCAGUCCAAAGUACUGGAAAAACCUGGUGAAGAGAGCAUGCGCACACAGCAUACAACAACGUCAGCGGGUUUUGCACGUUCAAGGUAUUUGGUUGUAUGCAGUGCAAGUUGAGAUGCAAGAGCAAAGCUGGGGAGGCCCGAUGCCUCCAGCAAACAGAAGAAGGCAAAGACCAGACAUUGAUGGUGAGCUGUAUGAUAAUUUGAUCGACAUGAUCGCAGACGCAAGUGCAGCCCCGGACUUGUUCGUCUCCGCUGCUGAUUUGAUCUCUGAACGGGCUAUUUCAUGGACACGAUUGCGAAGCACUUUGCUCUUCCUCGUGGACACGCUGACCCAGGAGGACAACGCGAUCCUGCCCAUUGACGUGGAGACGAUCAAAAAGACCUUGCACAGUCUGAUUGGGCCUGAGAAUUGGCCCUUUCUGCAGCAGGAUAAGGUAGAAAGCUGUAGUGAUGCCGAUCUCACCACACUGGAAGAUCAUUGCGAUCGAGCGCGACGAUAUUUGGAGCGUGGAGCCCUCGCAGCAGUCCCGCGACCAUUGGGACGACACAGGGUUAUCUUACACCUCUAUUCUGGAAGACGCAGACGAGGAGAUGUACAAUUUUAUUUGGACCAGCUGGCGAGCAGUCAGACCCAUUUCAUGUUGCACAUCGUAUCACUUGAUAUCGUGAUUGACCCCAUCUACGGCGAUGCCAUGCGUGCUGAUACUUGCGAUUUUUGGUUGACCUCCAUCCGGAGCGGCUACAUCAUUGCAAUGCUCGCCGGGCCCCCGUGCGAGUCCUGGUCUCGAGCCAGGGGGGUUUCCCUUCAUGGCAAGCCCGCGCUUCCUGGACUAGUGCAGAGAUGCGGACCACGCAUCAUUCGUGACAUCCAGCACCUCUGGGGGCUGGAGAGCGUCACCAUUCGUGAGCUUGAGCAACUUCAAGUUGGGAAUGCGCUGCUUGGCUUCACCCUUUUGGCGCUCCUGGAAAUGGCACUGGCAGACGGUCAUGGCAUGGUUGAACACCCUGCCGAGCCUGAAGAUCUCCCCCAUGCGGCUUCGAUCUGGCGGCUCCCGCUCGUCAAGGCCAUCAUGCAGCUUCCGAACAUCGAAUUGCUCAGAUUUUCCCAAGGGUUGAUGGGCGCGAAAUCGCACAAGCCUACCCAUCUCCUCCUUUUGAAUUUGCCACAGCUUUUGACGUGUCUCCAUGCCAAUAGGGUCAGAUGUGAUAUCCCCAGGGCCGCCACGAUUGGUAAGGAUCAGUCUGGCAACUGGAACACGGCUGUGUUGAAAGAAUACCCGCCUGCUAUGUGCAGGGCUGUUGCUCAUGCUCUGUUUCAGGCCACCUCUGACCGACCGGUCAUUGAAGGAGCCGUCUGCAAGCUGGCGCUCUUUGCAGCUCUGAUAAUGGGUUUGACCUACCUGCUGGGUACAGCUUCCAUGAUCCCCGAGAUGUCGCUGGGAGCCGGAGGAAAAAUCACGGCCGUGAAAAGCAGGUUGGUGUUCAGCCAUGAGCAGUAUGCCAUGUUCUUUUACUAUGUCAUUGGUGCGAUUUGGCUAAUCGAGAUGAGUCGCAACAUGUCCAGUUUCGUCAUUUCCUAUGCGGUGAUCUUGUGGUACUAUACCGAGAAGCCCAAGAACUUUGGACCGAGCUUCCCAGUCAUGCGGGGCUUCAUCAUUUGCACCUUCUUUCACCUCGGCAGCGUGGCGGUUGGUGCGCUGAUCAUCGCUCUUUGCCGGCCCUUCCGCAUCGUCUUCCUACUUCUUGCUCGACAUGCGAAAGAUGGCGGAAAUCCCCUGCUGAGCAUGUUGGCAUGUUGCUUCAGUGGCUGCAUCAACUGUGCCCAACGAUACCUGGAGUUCUUGACCAAAAACGCCUACAUCGACACAGUGUUGUCCUCCAAAGAUUUUCUGACCUCAGCGCAGAAUGCGCAUGGCUUUAUGAUGGCCGACAAUGGCAAGGUUCGCGAACUCACUGGAGCUCUUUGGAUUAUCACUGUCUCGGUGGUGCCCGGGCCACCCAGUGUCGACAGGGCAGAUCAUUCCAGUGGGUCCCUGGGUCCCUGCCAUGCUCAAAGCGUAGGUUUUGGGCCCACAUCGCAGGGCUCCCAACACUUCUAA